This is a messenger RNA of Mycotypha africana, 1743 nucleotides long. RefSeq lists its product as uncharacterized. The record is from RefSeq and is a predicted model, not a curated record. Bases 134 to 1693 code for a protein of 519 amino acids. Gene Ontology annotation, cellular component: multivesicular body; ESCRT III complex. Gene Ontology annotation, biological process: late endosome to vacuole transport via multivesicular body sorting pathway; vesicle budding from membrane. NCBI's taxonomy places the organism in Eukaryota, Fungi, Mucoromycota, Mucoromycetes, Mucorales, Mycotyphaceae. The transcript is spliced from 2 exons.
AAAAAAAAAAAAAAAAAACCAGCUCAGCCAACAAUUUGCAUAAAUCUCAAAUUCUUUUCAAACUGGCAAAAAGAGUUCUUAGACCCUCUUUCUUUCCCUUUCAAAAGAUCACCUUAUUUCACUUGGCCAUUCCAUGUCCUCAGUUGACACUACACUUCAAAGCCAAAACAGCCAUGAUAACAACAAUAGUGUUCAUGUCAAUACUAUAAAUUCAACGACUACAGAAAGACGACAAAGACUACAACAUUAUUUAUCUUUACAAUAUGUCGACUUUGAUCAAGCAAUGACGACGGACCGAUUGAAGUCGUUGUACUCUGAUUUUUCCAAGCUCAAGCUACUGAACCCUUAUGGUUAUGUAGCCAAUAUCAACUAUUGGAAAGCAGUGAUGUUAGACUGCAAUUUACACGGUUUCCUGUCCACGACAGAAAAUAGCUGCUUCAUUGACUCUAACGAGCUGGCAGAAUUAUUUUACCGACCCAAGAUGGGCAAACCUCUGUCCAUGGAUAACGUGGUGGAAGAAAUAAGCAAAGAAGAAGGCCCUCUCCUACUACAAAAUGAUUACGAAAAGCGAUACCCAAUCAAAAUAACAAUAACCAACCGCAAUGAAGGUUGGUUUCAAUGGUUAUACCAUUGGAUGAUACCGAAAGAAACCCCCAAACAUCUGUAUAUUGUUUUGCCUACUGUACAUGAAUUCUCUAGGAAAAUAAUAGAACGGCAUUAUCAGACACCUUUAUGCAGUUCCCUAGACCAUACGUUGACAUUCUUGGAGUUUAAAGAGAAAUAUGGAACGAUGACGUCCCCUGAAGAAGGGACAAUACAGUUGAGUGAUUUAGAUUUGAUAUUGAUUUUGCGGUAUCUGCACGCUCAUCACGGCGUAGACGUAGAAGAGACGCAAACAACCACCCUGUCAAGGACCAUCAUCAUUAAAUUUCCAACGCAUCGAGAAGCCGUGAAAGAGUCGGCAAAGAUAGUAGAGAACGAUAAAGCGAUCGUUAAAGUGAAAAGUAUGUGUGCGCUUCUAAGUCGGCAAGUGAACGAAUUACAGGUCAAGUCAGAAGAAUUACUCAAUCUGUCACGAGAACAGUUGAGAAACAAGCAUAAGUCACAAGCUGUCUACUUCUUGAGAAAGAAACAAAAAGUCGAACGUCUCUUGGAGAAGAAUCUGAAAGUCUUGGAAACGAUGGAGACCGUUCUUCUUCGUAUUGAAACAGCCCAGAACGACUUGCAAAUCGUCCAUGCCUUUAAUCUCGGCGCAGAUACAUUAAGAACACUAUUACAUCAAAAAGAUUUCAACGUAGAUACUGUGCAAGAGACAAUGGAUCAUCUGCAGGAUACCUUGGACGAACAUAAAGAAGUAGAGGAUACUUUAUCAUUAGGUAAUCAAGCGAUUCAUAACGAACAGAUAGGCGGCAAAGAGGGCCAGAAAGAACUAGAAGAUGAAUUAAACAAUCUGAUGAUGGAAGAUAAAGCGGCACAACAAAAGCUAAAGAACCAACAGCAGGAACACAGCAGCCACCCGUCGCACCAUUUCAAUAGCCAACCAAUCGAGACAGAGUCAGAAUUACUGCGUCUUCAAACAGUCCUAACAUCUUUGAACAAUACCUUAACACAGCCAUCUGUAUCUGCUUUAGAAAAACGGCCAUCGAGCAUGAAGAAUAGCAAUAAAAAACAAGAAGCUUUACUUUCUUCUUGACACUGAUAAACGAGAAACCCUUCACUUUCUUGUCUUUGUAAGCUUUCCGU